This is a messenger RNA of Penicillium angulare, 2472 nucleotides long. RefSeq lists its product as uncharacterized. The coding region runs from base 1 to 2472 and encodes 823 amino acids. Lineage: Eukaryota; Fungi; Ascomycota; Eurotiomycetes; Eurotiales; Aspergillaceae. Gene Ontology annotation, molecular function: lipid binding. The transcript is spliced from 5 exons. The record is from RefSeq and is a predicted model, not a curated record.
AUGACUACCGCCGUGAACCGUCCCACUGAUUCCAAGCAAAAGGAGAAGAACAAGCAAUGCGAUAUUGCCUUAAACAGUGCUCUCAACUCUAAGGCUCUUUCCUCGCCACCGGCAGACCUUUCCGAAGAUGGCAAGGUCCUUGUCAAAGACUUGCGCAAUGUGAUCGACCAGGCUAAGAAGCUGCUCUUGACUAAGAACGAGGGCGAACUUCUUCAAGAUUUCAUCUGGCAAGCUCAGCAGAUCACUGCUGCCGAUGCUAAGACUCCCAAAGUUGGUGUCACUAAGGACUCUGCCAAGCAGGAUGGCGAGAAGACUGUCCAGGGUCUUAAGACUCUGGGAACGCUCUUGAUCACCAACGGAGAGUUUCGAAAGAUUCUGAGUGACGCGACUGUUUUGCUGAAGGACAUCGCUGCCGAUGCCUCUCAGAAGGCUGCCAACCAGGUCCGCCCAUCUGAGGAACAACUCGCCCAGAUUGAUUCACCAGCCGAGGAGAAUGUUUGGCACGAGAAGCCCAACGUUUCCAAGGAUGAUCUCAAGAACCGCUUCAAGAAGAACAAGGGUGACAAGGCAAGUCUGCCCUCUGGAUCCAUUGCCGAGACCGCCGAGACCGCUGAGACCGGUGAUGCGGCUUCUGUGACCCCGUCCGAGAUGAGCCGUACCAAGAAGCUUGCCAACCAGACCAAGGAAUACCUCUCCGAUAAAAUCCCCAAGGAGCGUCGCGAUCAGACCAUCUGGCGUCUCAAGAAGAUGAUCAUCGAGAUCCAAGGACACGCUGACUACCAGCAAGCUGUCGAGACCCUUCUUGACCUCGCCGAGAAAUACGCCGGUCAUGCCCAGGACACCACCACCCAGAGUGGCGGUGCUGUCUCUGAUAUCCGCGGUACUGACAGCGUCAAGGCUGUUGAAUAUAACUUGCGCACCCUUAUCGAGCGCUUCGCCAAUAACACCUCCCUCUCCGACUUCUUCGAUUCGUUGAACAACAUCUAUAAGGAUGCCGAUCAAGACCCUGAAUUGCGUGGAUGGUUUAAGAACAUUGACACCUACAUUCGCAAGUGCCUGCGUGAGCAGGGCUUCAUCAUGGAGGAAGAGGCUAAUAAGGAGUGGAAUACUCUGUACGACAAGGGCCGUUACCUGAUCCGUGAGCGCUAUCGUUCUCACAGCGACCGCAUUGUCGAUGAGAUCAAGUUCCUCGCCGAGCAGUUCGACAAGGACCCCCUCAACAAGGCUCUGGCCGAAUCAGUCCAGAAGCUCUUCCUCGACCUGGGCCGUGAUUCCGGUGGCAAGGUUACCUUCAAGAAGCACCUGCUUACAGAUCUUCGCGACAUCAUCCUGCCCGGUAUCUUCGAGAAUGUCCGCUACGUUCCCAUUCCCCGUAUCGAGGUGUCUGACCCCAUGGUCGAUGUCGUGGUCGAAAACCUGGUCAUCGAGAGUGACAACCUGAUGCCCAAUGUGGUCGAGUUUGGCAGCGAUAACUACUUCCGCUGGGGUCGUAAGAAGAUCACCAACAAGCGUGACAACAAGAUCAUGAUCUCUAUGUCUGGUAUCCAGGCUGAUUUCCGUGAUGUCAGCUACUACAUCAAGAAGAAGCAGGGCUUCCCCUCCAUCACCGACACUGGUAUCAUGGACCUCCUUCUCCACGGUGAGGGCUUCAGCGUCAAGAUCGCUGCCUCCACAGUCGACAAGAAGGACAAGCAGCACUUCAUCAAGCUGGACAAGGUUUCCGUCAACGUCAAGAACCUUGACAUCAAGUUGAAGAAGUCUAGCCACAAGGUUCUCUUCUCCACCUUCAAGCCCAUGCUCUUCCGUGUCGUCCGUCCCGCUCUUGAGAAGGUCGUCGAGGCUCAGAUCCGUGAGGCUUUCCAGAAGGGUGAUGGCUGGGCCUAUGAGAUCCAAACCGAAGCCAAGAAGGCCGCCGAAGCCGCCCGCGAGGACCCCGAGAACGCCCCAGGCAUGUUCUCCCGCUACGCCGAUGCCAUCCGCGCUCGCGGCCAGGCUAAGGCUAAGGAGGCCGAGGCCGUUGUCAAGCGCGACACCAAGGUCCAGACCGUAAUGACCAUGCAUGACUCCAUCUUCCCCGACAUCAAGCUGCCAGGCGGUGUUUCCACCAAGGCCACCGAGUAUGUUGACAUCGCCGCCAAGGGUGAGAAAUGGGAAUCACCCAUCUUCAGCAUCGGAAACGCCUCCGAGUCCGGUGAUAUCCCCUCCACUGGCCCCAUCACUCGCAAGACCCACACCACUGCCGACGGCAUCGCUGGUGGUGGUGCUGGCGGUGGUGCUGGUGGUCCCGCCGCUGCAGCCGGUACCUCCGGUGCUGUUGCUGCCGCCACACACGGCACUAACGGCACUAACGGCGCCAGCAAGGUUGCCGGGUACCCUUCUCGUGGAUUCUCCGAUGAACUCGACCAGGCUUUUGUCAAUGAGAAGGUCACCAAUGGUACCAACGGUGUGAUUAACAGCUCUGUCAACGCUUAA